ACUCCAAAGCCUCCCCUGUUUUUUCCAGGCUCCCUCUCGCCCACCGUCUCCCAAGAAACUCCGUCUUCCCACGCCAUCGCUCGCACGCCUGCACGCCCGCAGCAUCAGCGCCCGAUCUCGUUGCUCUUCUUCCGCCAGCCUUCGCCGCUCUCUCUCUCUCUCUCUCUCUCUCUCUCUCUCUCUCUCUCUCUGUGUCUUUGGAAUUUGUGAUGGGUCAUUGUUAUUCUAGAAGCGACGCUCAUGGAAUCCGAUUCUGUUUUUUGGGUUGAUCGGAUUUGCCACUGAAAUCCAAUCCAAGAUUCCGAAUUUCGGUCUCCGUUUUUGUUCUUGACCAAAUUUCGGAUCUGGGUUUCGGUUUCCUCUCGAUUCUCUUCCCCGCUCUGAUUUCGACGUACAUUUGAUCCGAAUCUUUCUUCUUUUCACCUUUUCUCGACCCGUCUGUACAAAGGAGGAAUCCUUUUGCCUUUUUUUCCAAGCUUUACUUCGUUUCCUUAAGCUCGAGAGAGAGAGCGGAGCUGGUGAUUCGAUCGGGUUAGCGAUGGCUGCGGCGAAGAACACCGGGAAAUCGAGAAGGGGCGUUGAUGAGAGCCAGAAGAUGACGGAGUUGGAGACGGGCAAGGGAGACUAUGAGUUCAGCUUGGAGAACCAGCAGUGGAGGCCUGUGUUUGGAGAAGCUUCCAUGUCGGGUAGGCCUCUCAAGAAGAUCCGGAGCCCGGAGAGGCAAGCGAGCUUCCAGUUAUCAUCGUCUUCUUCCACGCAUCAGAAUCAAACACCUUUCGCCAUGCCUUCCUCUGUUCCUCCUACCUCAGCCUCGUCGGUCGGUCACUCUCCCAUGGCUCCUUCGUCUUCGCACAACUCUCCGAGAUUGAUCUUUCCUUUUGCUCUGGAGGGAGCCCAACAUCACGGGCAGUUCCAGCAACAGCUCGGGACCGUGCCGUAUCACGCGUUUCGGCCGGCGCUCCAGCUCCAACCUCCGCAAAACCAGGGGCAGCAGCAGCAGCAGCAGCAGAUGAUAUCUUUCACCUCGCAACAGCAGCAGCAGCAGCAGCAGCAGCUAAGCCUUAAUCAGCCGCUGUAUAAUUUCGCAGGUGACUUGUCCCCAUUGCAGCACCCCCAGCAGAGGCUGCUGCAGUACUGGAGUGACGCGCUGAAUCUCAGCCCGAGGGGGAGGAUGAUGAUGAUGAAUCGGUUGGGGCCCGACGGCAGGCCGAUCUUCCGGCCUCCGCAGCCGAUAAACACCACGAAGCUCUAUCGUGGAGUGAGGCAGCGGCAUUGGGGCAAGUGGGUUGCAGAGAUUCGCUUGCCGAGGAACCGAACCCGACUCUGGCUCGGAACCUUCGACACAGCCGAGGAUGCAGCCCUGGCCUAUGACCGCGAGGCGUUCAAGCUACGAGGGGAGAAUGCCAGGCUCAAUUUCCCCGAGCUUUUCCUCAACAAGGACAAGGCUGAGGAAUCCGCUGGUCCAAGCUCGUCAUCUUCGUCACCCCCCAAGGAUGAAAACGUGAUCACUCGCCAAUACAUGAAGACUUCUCCGCAAGCUUCAGAAGAUCCCACCCAGCAGGACUCGUCCAUGGAGCUGAUGACCUCGCCGCCUCAGGAAACCAAUCCCGAUGGGGAUUCGGGAAUAGGAUCGAGCGAGGCCACGGCAAGUGAAGCGGUUCAAGGGGUGGCAGGAAGUAGCAUUGCAGGGGAAGGAGGCUCGGUCUCGCAGGAGAUGGUGUGGAGGGAAAUGGCGGAGGCUUGGUGCAAUGCGAUGCCGGCCGGCUGGGGACCGGGCAGUCCAGUAUGGGAUGAUUUGGAUGCAAGCAGCAAUAUUCUGCUGCCAUCACACCUUCCUUUCGGCCAUGGGAACGAGCAGGAGUUCGACGAGAAUAAUGUCCGGAGGCAGCAGGAAAAUUUCUGUGCCGCUUCAUCAUCGUCGUCAAGCUCUUGCCCUAUGAAACCCUUCUUUUGGAAGGAUCAAGAUUGAGGUUUCAUCAGCAUUUCCACAAGAAUCUCUGUCUCUGUCUCUGUCUCUGUCUCUCUCUCUCUCUCUCUGAAAAGUUCUUCCUUGGGUCCAUUUCGCAAAAUCACCUCAUUUUGCUCAAAGGGUUGAAGAUUUUUCUGAAACCAACCUUCUGAUUUUUCAAAAAUUCCUGUCUUUUUUAAUCAUCCACACAAUUUGGUCCCAAAAGACAUUGUCCUCAGGCUCAGAAACUCUUCUUGCUGGUUGCAGAUAUUCCAAAAAGCAACCCAGCACAUUUUUCUUUUUUUCAAGAAAACUUCCGAAGCUUCCUCAUUUCAUCAUCUCCCUUUUUAUCCCUUUCCCUGGUUUAGAUGCUGAGAACCUUCCAGAUUCGUCUCCAUCUACGGAUGUGACCCUCCUUGAAUUCCCAGAUGAACAGGGGCUGCAUAUUUUUUACAAGCCUUGCCUUUCUACUGAGAGGAGUGGGACAAAAAAGAAGGCCAUUCGAUCCCCGGUAGUUGUCACAGCAGUUUGUCCAUGUGGGGGGUUGUGACUUGUGGAUUUUACAUGCUAUUUGUCUUUUAGUCUGUAUCUGGUACCUAGCCUUAUGAUAUUCGGGUUGGUAGUAGCUGUAGCCUGUAAAUCACAAUUUCCAUGGUGGGCCUGCAUUGAAGGAGACGGUUUUGUGAUCUCCUUCUCAAUUGGUCCGUCCAUCACCAGCGAUGUUUUUGUGCUGUGAUGGAGUCAUUGUAGCCUUUUGUGAUUAUAUCUCAUAUCAUUGAUAGACAAUUGAUGGA
Molecule: messenger RNA, 2742 nt
Organism: Eucalyptus grandis
Lineage: Eukaryota; Viridiplantae; Streptophyta; Magnoliopsida; Myrtales; Myrtaceae
Product: ethylene-responsive transcription factor ERF054
Exons: 1
Coding region: 539-1969 (476 amino acids)
Biological process (GO): regulation of DNA-templated transcription
Molecular function (GO): DNA-binding transcription factor activity; DNA binding
Source: RefSeq, a predicted model, not a curated record